UCGGCAGUUAUCUCUUGAUACUCAAGCUUUACAGACUAAUCUAUACACAUGGGUGGCAAAAAUGAUAGCUGUGUGCGUCGUUCAUGGAGGAGUUGGACCACAUUUCUUCUCUGAAAGGCUUUUCCAGCAGAUUUGUGGGAUACCAACAUCCCCCACCAUUGUAGAUGAAGUUUGUGACCAUACCUUCAGGCAACAGUUAAUCAGAAUACAGGAAGCGACAACGGUCCAAGAGGCAAACAAUGCCAUUGCAGAAGCAGCAGACAGUCUCAGCAUUAUAGGUUCCUUGAGACAUGUCUCCAACCUGAAGGAGAAGGACUCCCUUGUCCAGUCUGCUGCAGACUUUUUUGUCAAUGGAAGGAUGCAGACUGCCCUGGACCAGUUUGUCGAGGGGUUUAGAACCCUAGGAUUACUGGAGGAGCUUAGAGAGAAUCCAGCAGUGUUCCACAGCAUGUUCGUCAGUGAGGAGAGGCCACUGCAGGCGAAGGACCUCUUCUCUCUAUUUGGAGUUGACUACUCUGUGCAGGGCAGCAACAACAGAGCCAAAGAAAACAGCACAAUAUGCUACUGGCGUGACUGGCUCAUUGAUGUCGAAGAAGGAGAAUGCAGUCCAAUCACACUUGAGAAGGUACUGGAGUUUAGCUCUGGAGCCUCAACGGUGCCUCCACUCGGAUUUCCACACCGUCCACAAAUUCACUUCAUCCACGAGGCCAACAGAGUGUUUCCAGAGGCCAACACCUGCCUCCUAAUCCUCCGCUUGCCCAUACAUAGUGAUUAUGAGGACUUCAGGAAAUACAUGAAGGAGGGCAUUCUGCAGGCCCCUACUUUUGGUGUUGUGUGAACAGUCUCUGAAAGCAACAGUUCACCUACAACAUGUGUCUAUGCAUUUGUUUUUCUUGCUACUGUUCCACUGUCACAUGUGACACAAAUAACUUCAAAUACUGUUCCACCAAAAAAACUGUUGCUGUGCAGAGUUUUGCGAUGUUUGUCAAAGUUUUAAAUAUGAUUUCAAACAGGCAUUUUAUAAUGUUUACAACGUUGACCAUGUUUACAUGAGGUACAACUUGUUGAGAGUUAAAAUUAAGUGUAGAACUGAACUGAAAUAAAUGGAUUGUUUAAACCUAGACCUGGGGUGUCAAACUCAUUUUCACUGAAGGCCACAUCAGCAUUAUGGUUGCCCUCAAGGGCCAGUUGUAACUGUAAGAUGGUAUAAAUGUAACUACUCCUUAACAUAUUUUUAAGUAACUGUCUCUGUAUUUGAUUAUUUUUUCA
Molecule: messenger RNA, 1269 nt
Organism: Epinephelus fuscoguttatus (brown-marbled grouper)
Lineage: Eukaryota; Metazoa; Chordata; Actinopteri; Perciformes; Serranidae
Product: G2/M phase-specific E3 ubiquitin-protein ligase-like
Exons: 5
Coding region: 62-838 (258 amino acids)
Molecular function (GO): ubiquitin-protein transferase activity
Source: RefSeq, a predicted model, not a curated record